Molecule: messenger RNA, 597 nt
Organism: Ogataea philodendri
Lineage: Eukaryota; Fungi; Ascomycota; Pichiomycetes; Pichiales; Pichiaceae
Exons: 2
Coding region: 1-597 (198 amino acids)
Source: RefSeq, a predicted model, not a curated record
AUGUUCAGUGCAGGUAGAAGUCUGACGAUGUUGUCACCCACAACUGUGGUAACGAGUCCAAAUUCCCUAGCUUUUGCAACCACUGGUUUUGCUUCGACAGUGAGCUCCAUCCCCAUCAUCAAGCCAGAACCUCUGACAUCCUCGACUAUACCUGGAUACUUGGUCUGCAAUUCAAUGUCUCCAACUUGUGCUUGCUUGACUCCAGGGACUAGAGGCGUAAAUGGUUCCUGGUACUUCAGCUUGGAGGUGACACUCAAGGCACCAAAGGUCCGUCCAUGGAAAGAUGUACUGAAACAGAUGAUUUCGUGCUUAUCUUCUGCAAUUGAUUUUCCCCAUCUUCGAGCAAAUUUCAAAGCUGCUUCAUUAGCUUCCGCACCAGAAUUGCUAAAGAAAACGCUAGAUGCGUUAUACAUUCCUCCAGACUCUUUAGUUUUUUCGACCAAUUUGGCAGCAAGAGCAUAUGGCCAUUCCGUUGGACAGGCAAAAGAAGAAUGUAGAAGAAGACUGGAUUGCUCAUGGAUAAUCUGUGUCACUUCUGGAUCACAAUGUCCAAGAGAAUUCACAGCAAUUCCCGCAAAAAAAUCAAUAUAUUUCUGA